Messenger RNA from Paramecium sonneborni, 1332 nucleotides. The record is from the annotation of a GenBank genome assembly. Lineage: Eukaryota; Ciliophora; Oligohymenophorea; Peniculida; Parameciidae.
AUGAAUAAAGAAAUUUACUUAUUUUUGAUCUUAUUUAAAAUUGCUUAAGGAAUAACUUAUGAUUCUGGAUUCAAAAAAGGGGUAGACACUACUGACAACUGUGCUAAUUCGUUUUCUACUACAUAAACAAUUUCAUUUUCAGGAUAAUUUUAGAAUAUCCCAUAAGUUUUCAUUAUUUUAUCAAGAUGGGAGAUUGAUAAAACCGAUGAAGUUGAUGUGAGGUUAGAAAUCAAUAGCAUAACAUUAACUAGUUAUUGACAUAAUAUAUAUUUAGAUUUUAAAGUUUAAAUAAGUUGUCCAAAAAUGAGAGUUUUUGUUCUUUAUUUCGAUUGGUAUGCUAUGGAUGAUCAAAGAGUUAAAGUAAUAAACUAAUUUAAUCUUGACAAUCCAACAACCACUUAAACAUUUUCUCAUCAAAAUACUAAUGCUGAAAUUGGUUUUAUAUCUCCAAUAAGCUUUGGAGCUUAAGGUUCACUUGAUUAUACCCUUUAAGUAUUUCUUAAUUUUAUUUAGAUUACAUCAAUAACAUUGACAACUGUAACAGUUGAACUAUCUAAUGUGCCUGGAAAAUUUGAAAAUCUUAAACAGAUUGGAUAUUAGAUAAUAUUAGGAAGAUAAGAUGCAAUUAAUAUCUUAGAAAUUCAAUCAACAAGUUCAUAUAAUAGUGGUAAUAUUAAUAUAUAGACAAAUAAAUGGCUUUUAACUCCAACUGUGGCAAUUAGGAAUCCACAAGAUGAAAAUAUUCGUUUAUUGUAAUAAAAAACUACCACAUCCACAAUUAUUUCUUACACUAUUAAUUCUUGUAAUUAAUUUUAUCUUAAAUUAGGGAGUACUCAUCCAUAUUCACCAAAUACUCAUUUGAGAAUUUGGAUGUCUUUAGUCUCUAAUUAAUAAGCUACUUUUAUGUUAUUGUUAACUGUCAGAAUUUCAUCCAAAUUUGAUUUGGGUGCCAUCACUAGUCCAAAUAUAUAAAUAUAAAUGCCAUAAAUCAAUUAAAGCUAUAGUUCAAAUGGUGUUUACACUAUUUUUGUUGAUAAGACUUAUUCAACAAUUUUCAUCAAUGUUUAAAUGAAAUGUUUCAAUGGAAAAAAAAUUAGAAGUUUUUUUCGCAAAUGUAAUGGUUGCUCUGGAAAUCAGAACUAUCAAUUUAAUCACUUUUGUCAUGCGAAUAUCAAUUUAGUUUCAUAUUUUGCUAAAUAUACUCCAGACACUUCAGCCAAUUAGAAAUUAACAAUAACAAUUUCAGAUUCUGAGAUCUCAAUUGUUCAAGUAGUGCAAAAUUAUGUUUAGACUUAGACUUAGAUAUUACAUAUUUUAUAUUUAAAUGUCUGA